AUGGCUUCAGGCUCUCGUUACACCCCACUGGCAGAGGACGACUUUGAGUCGAAAGACCCGGGUCCACACACCCACCCGGCUCCAUCACUGGCACACAUCCACCCGGCUUCACCCACUGCCACGCUUCAAGCGUACCCGGAGAUUCAAUGGAUCUACGCUGGUGUUAAACAUGACUCGUUAGAAAACGCUAUCCGCGCCUCGGCAAAUAGUUUAGGCAUCACCAACCCAGCUUACGUCGACUGGACCAUCUCUGUGACAAGGGACAUCACCCAGCGGGAAAUAGUUAAUGUUUACAACAUCCUCGGCAGCAAGAUAUACGAACAUCGGAACGACUUCCUCAACGAGAGCGACACCACCCACGCCACCUUCAAGGAGUUAGACAUGUCUAUGACAGGCCUUCACACCAAGGCUGACACUGCUGGGAACCUCGCUCUCAAAGCCGUUGAAGAGAACAAACAGCUGACGGCGGAACUGGUUGCUGUCAAUGCGGAUCUGGAGGUUCUCAACCGGAAUAACACGGAGCUCGUCAAACGGUACAAGGAACUCGCAGCCAAGUUUAUACAGUUGGAGCAAGGCCUGGCAACCCACACCACGCUCGGUAACCACCCAAGUACAAGGGCAACAAAGGCUCAGACAUCACUCUUGUACUUGGAAGGUGGUGCGCACGACUACGUCGAGGACUACGUCGAGACAGCAUCAAACGGCGGAACCCUUGGAUCCUGGACCGACUUCGUCAACCGGCUCAAGGCAGGCUACCGUCAACUGGCUCCCGAGAAGACCGCGCAAACAUCCCUCGAGGAGUGGUGCUCAAAACCUCGCUCCACGGUCAUUCAGUUUGCUGAGAACUUUCGCCACUGUUGGCAGCAGUGGUGUGAUCUGGUCGAUAAUGGCGAAUUGGGCGCAGAUAGCCCAGACAGAACAAAGCCCCACCCAGGCCUCAAACACAAACCGAAGAGGCUCGUCACCAUACGGACUAAAGAGCAGGUUGGCAAGAACUCGCAGAUCCUUAUGGUUAUAACGGCAAUGCGGCAAGUCAACCCGAUGCUGAUUCUGACGAAAUGGGAGCACUACCUGGACUGGUCGCCCCCCCGGGACCCCAAUGUCAUGGAUGUCGACGCAAUGCGCAAGCCGGAGAGGCUCUCCAAGGAACAACUCGAAUGGCUCGACAAGAAGCUCUGUUUCCGCUGCGGCAAGCACAAGUUUACGACUGGCCAGAAUUGUCGCAACCCUCAGUACACGGGUUACUACGAACUCCCGGACAUGAAGAAGCAACCGGCCGCUCCGACCAAGGUACGCACGCUGGACACGGCCGAUGAGGACAAAUGGGAGUACAUCCGUCAGGCCCUCGAGGAGUUUGAAACCACCAAGGGAAAAGGCAAAGGCAAGGCACCGGAAACCGAGACCGCCGCACGCAUCGUCGAGGUCAAGGAAUCUGAGGAGGAGUUUCUGGAACGGGUACUUUGA
This is a messenger RNA of Dichomitus squalens LYAD-421 SS1, 1464 nucleotides long. RefSeq lists its product as uncharacterized. The transcript is spliced from 5 exons. NCBI's taxonomy places the organism in Eukaryota, Fungi, Basidiomycota, Agaricomycetes, Polyporales, Polyporaceae. The record is from RefSeq and is a predicted model, not a curated record. Bases 1 to 1464 code for a protein of 487 amino acids.